UAAUUAUUUUUUUAAUCUUGUCUAUGGCGAGACCUAACCUACAAAAAUAAAUAUUUACGGGUGAAAAUAAAGAAUUUAUACAGUUUUUACACAAUACGUAUCACUAGAAAACGACAUGAAUCAAGCAGAUGUAUCAAAAUUGGUCUCCAAACUUCGUGUGAAGGUAUUACCUAAACAUCGAAAUCUUCCGGGUCCUAAGGGUCCUGAAGGAAGAAUUGAUAAAUUGCGUAAAACAGUAACGGGUCUAAUAAAAUUUGAAAGGAUUGAACUAAACUAUAACAGAGCUGAUGAAGCACGCCAAUAUGCGGAAAGGCUCAUAUCUGAAGCCAUACGCCAUGGCGACUGUCACAAACCAACUAUGGACACAGCAGACUUCUGGCUUCUUGAAAAGGAACUUGUACAUAAACUAUUUAAAGUAUUAGUACCAAGAUAUGAAACCUCAAACUUAUCAUAUACAAGGAUGUAUAAUGCACCGAGGCUACAAUAUGGUCGCACAAUAGAUAAAGUGGUGCUAGAACUAAGAGGAAAUCCUUUUCCCGACCUAUUGAAUAACAAGUCCAACAAUAAACUGUUGAUUCAAAAUGUUUUACUUGAUGCUGCCAAAAAUGAUUACAGACAAACAAAGAUUGCUGAGAUGGCUAAAAAUAUUGGCAAAGAUAUUGGUACUAAACAGAAUACAGACAGCAAAUUAAAUGAAGCCCCUGAAAAACCGAACAUCAGUUAAAUUGUGAAUAAUAAUGUUAUAUUUAUUUUAAGGCAAAUAAUGUAGAAAUAUAAAGUUAUAACAAGACAA
Molecule: messenger RNA, 793 nt
Organism: Spodoptera frugiperda (fall armyworm)
Lineage: Eukaryota; Metazoa; Arthropoda; Insecta; Lepidoptera; Noctuidae
Gene: mRpL17
Product: 39S ribosomal protein L17, mitochondrial
Exons: 2
Coding region: 116-724 (202 amino acids)
Biological process (GO): translation
Cellular component (GO): ribosome; mitochondrial large ribosomal subunit
Molecular function (GO): structural constituent of ribosome
Source: RefSeq, a predicted model, not a curated record